CCACAACGCCAGACCCUAAAAUCAGUUUUUAAAUUUUAGAGACCUCAAAUAAUUUUUUUUAAAUGUGUUUGUUUGAAAGGCAGAGUGACAGGAAAAGAGAGAGCUCUCCCAUUCGUUGGUUCACUCCCCAGAUGGCUGCAACAGCUGGGACUGGGCCAGACCAUAGCCCAGAGCCGGGAAUUCAGUCUGAGUCUGCCACGUGGCUGGCAGGACCCCAGCUACUUGAGCCACCACUGCUGCCUUUCAGGGUCAGCAUUAGCAGGAAGCUGGGGUCAAGUGCAGGGGCUGAGUGUGGAGCCCCCAGCAUGGCACGCGGGUGUCUUAGCCAGCAUCUUACCUGCUGUAGCAAACAGCCGCCCCUAGUGUGUCUUUUCUUAAAUCCGUUGUCUUAGUUCCUGUUGACCCAUCACACGUGUCCGUAGCACCAAAGGUAAAAGGUGCAAGAGGGGGUAUGGUGGGCAGGAGCCCCCUCAGCCCUGUCCCCAGGCCUGACACACACACACUCUGCUCUGACCUUUUGAGGUCCCCUGCAGACAUGUGUGACCAGGUACAUCGCCCCCUCAAGUGCCCCCACAGCAGUUGUCUCUUCCUCGCCACCGCCAGGUGUGGCCUUGCACAGAGGGGCAGGCCUUGGUCUGCCCAGCUCCCCGCGGUGAACGCCAGGUCUCGCGCUGUGGGAUGGGUCUCACGGCAGAGACCUGCCUGGCUUCACUGCGUGCAACAGCCGGGGUCGCUCCCGCGCCGCCCUGUCCUGGCCGCGGCGGGGGUGUUCAGUGUCCACACGGACAGCACUGCCGGCCCCCACAGCUCACCCCGGGUCCCGAGUCGGCCAUCGUGCCCCUGAGAGUGGCCUCCUUGGACUCCUGCUACCCACCCCGACCAGGCCUCCCUCUGCCGCCUCUUCCUCUUCCAUCAGGAGAACUGGACCUUGGCGCACCCCCUGCACUGCCUGGACACGCCCUCCCUCCUCUCCUCACCAAGGCUGGCCGGCCGCCUGUCACCCCCUCGACCCCGCCCCGGGUGCAUGGCUGUCAGCCCCUCCCUGCCUCUGCAUCUCCUCUGGUCCUCUGCAGGGCAGCCCCAGCCGCAUGCAGACACACUGGUGUGUCCUCCCCUCCCCUUCUCCCAGGCCUUCCUGAGCGCCCACCCACUCAGCUUUCACCUCUGUCUCUCACCAAAGGACCCCAUGAGGGUCGCCUGGGCCCUUGGACCGCCAGGUCUCAGAGGCCACCUUGCCCGCCUGUCCCGACUCCCCCUGCUGGUUCCCCCCCCCAGCCUCCAGCCUGGCGUCUGCCCUUUAGCUCACUCCUCCGAGCAUCACCUCCUCCAGGGCCAGCAUGUUGGCUGUUCUCAUUCCAGCUAGAACUGCUCCCUCCUUGCUGUUUCUACCUCCAUCAGUGGCCACCCCUUCAGCAGCCUUAGCAAGAAACCCUUGCGCUGCUGUCACACCUCCCGCCCCUCCUCGUCUUGUCCACAUUCUGACUCCGGGAAGGGUUCAGUGAAGACCUGAGGUCAGAUCAUCUCAGUCCCGUCGAAGCCUCCACUGCCCCCCAGUGCCAACCCUCAGUCAAGGCUCAAGGGACCCCAGCAGCCUCCUUGCUGUUCCUCCAGGCUGCCCGGCCAUCCCCUAAUCUUUUUACCUGGGCUCUUUCCCCAGAAGCCCCUGGCCCAGCCCUGCUAACUCCCAGACCCUCCCAGCUGCUGGCUCCCUGGUACUGGUGCAAGUUCUGGAAAGACAGGGCUUGCUGUCGCUCUGUGCAGUGGGCUCUGCACCCAGCACUGGCCCAGCGUGCCGGGGGUGCUCAUUCCUGGAAGGAGAGGUGCCGAGUCUGCUGCAUGCCGGGGCGGUGCCAGUGUGUGUCCCCAUCCGUGCGUGCUCGCGCGCCUGCCCCUCCUGAGUGUCCAGGUCGGGUUUCUGCUAGAGAGAGAACCAUGAGGAUAGUUAAAGAGUUCACAGAAAAAGGAAUUGCAGGGUAAGUUUAUUUUGGUGCAGAAUUUGAAAUCCGGGCCUAGUUUUUUCAUCACUCACCUUUCCAUGGAUUUCUGAAGUUCUCCUAGGAACUCAUUUUAGCUCUGAUUUUUUUUUUGGUCAUUGUUGACUUAUUUGAAAGAGAGAGAGAGAUCUCCCAUCCACUGGUUCACUUCCCAAAUCCUGCAAUGACUGGGACUGGAACGGACUGAAGCCGGGAGCUCAGCACAGGUCUCCCGUGCGGGCGGCAGGGACCCACCCACUUCAGCUGUCACCGGCCGCCUCCCCGGUGUGCGUCAGCAGGAAGCUGGGGUCAGAAGCGGAGCCGGGACCUGGAUGCAGCAUCCUCUGCACUGUGCCGAGGCCUGCUCCUUGGCGGAAGUUUCAAAAUGGAAAUCUUCAUAUUUUCUUCCCCAAAAACCGGCCAACUGUCUCCAUAGGAGGCUGUUGUUAAAAACACCCUGCUACAUUUACAAAUACCACUGCUGCAUCUAUAACGAUCAAACAGGGUGUGUGUUUGCUUUCAACUGAGUUCCCUUGGUGCCAGUGUGGGUUGCGUGGGAGCUGUGGAAGAGCCGUCUCUGAGCCUCGCUGUCGCCCGGUACCUGUGGAGUGAGGGGCCGAGGACCCUGACAGCCCAGAGCCAGGAUGAAGACGGUGCUCAUGGUGGCGGAAAAGCCGUCCCUGGCCCAGUCCAUCGCCAAGAUCCUCUCUCGAGGGAACAUGUCCUCGCACAAGGGGCUCAAUGGCGUAUGCUCAGUGCACGAGUACACCGGCACCUUCGCCGGCCAGCCUGUCCGCUUCAAGAUGACAUCCGUCUGUGGCCACGUGAUGACCUUGGACUUCCUGGGGAAGUACAACAAGUGGGACAAGGUGGACCCCGCGGAGCUGUUCAGCCAAGCCCCGACCGAGAAGAAGGAAGCCAAUCCAAAGCUGAACAUGGUGAAGUUCCUGCAGGUGGAGGGCAGAGGCUGCGACUACAUCGUGCUGUGGCUGGACUGUGACAAGGAAGGGGAGAACAUCUGCUUCGAGGUCCUUGAUGCCGUCGUCCCCGUCAUGAAUAAGGCCCAUGGCGGCGAGAAGACCGUGUACCGGGCCAGGUUCAGCUCCAUCACAGACACAGACAUCUGUAGCGCCAUGGCCCGCCUGGGCGAGCCGGACCACAACGAGGCGCUGUCGGUGGACGCCCGCCAGGAGCUGGACCUGCGCAUUGGCUGUGCUUUCACCAGGUUCCAGACCAAGUACUUCCAGGGGAAGUACGGCGAUUUGGACAGCUCUCUCAUCUCCUUCGGGCCAUGCCAGACUCCUACAUUGGGCUUCUGUGUGGAGAGGCACGACAAAAUCCAGUCCUUCAAGCCGGAGGCCUAUUGGGUGCUGCAGGCCAAGGUGAACGCCGACAAAGACAGGUCGCUGCUUCUGGACUGGGACCGAGUGAGAGUGUUCGACCGGGAGAUCGCACAAAUGUUCUUAAACAUGACAAAGCAGGAGAAGGAAGCCCAGGUGGAGGCCACGAGCAGGAAGGAGAAGGCCAAGCAGAGGCCACUGGCCCUGAACACCGUGGAGAUGUUGCGUGUGGCCAGCUCUUCUCUGGGCAUGGGGCCACAGCACGCCAUGCAGACAGCCGAGCGGCUGUACACGCAAGGCUACAUCAGCUACCCGCGGACAGAGACCACCCACUACCCUGAGAACUUCGACCUGAAGGGCUGCCUGCGACAGCAGGCCAACCACCCCUACUGGGCCGACACGGUGAAGCGGCUGUUAGCUGAAGGUGUCAACCGCCCGCGCAAAGGCCAUGACGCUGGCGACCACCCUCCCAUCACCCCCAUGAGGUCUGCCACGGAGGCCGAAUUAGGCGGCGACGCAUGGCGGCUGUACGAGUACAUCACCAGGCACUUCAUUGCCACGGUGAGCCACGACUGCAAGUAUCUCCAGACCACCAUCUCUUUCCGGAUCGGCCCUGAGCUGUUCACCUGCUCGGGGAAGACCGUCCUCUCGCCAGGCUUCACGGAGAUCAUGCCCUGGCAAAGCGUGCCCCUGGAGGAGAGCCUGCCCACCUGCCAGAGGGGCGACACCUUCGCCGUGGCCGAGGUGAAGAUGCUGGAGAAGCAGACCAGCCCCCCCGACUACCUGACCGAGGCCGAGCUCAUCACACUCAUGGAGAAGCAUGGCAUUGGGACUGACGCCAGCAUCCCCGUGCACAUCAACAAUAUCUGCCAGCGCAACUACGUCACCGUGGAGAGUGGGCGCCGGCUCAAGCCCACCAACCUCGGCGUCGUCCUGGUGCACGGCUACUACAAGAUCGACGCAGAGCUGGUGCUGCCCACCAUCCGCAGCGCCGUGGAGAAGCAGCUGAACCUGAUCGCCCAGGGCAAGGCCGACUACCGCCAGGUCCUGGGCCACACCCUGGACAUCUUCAAGCGCAAGUUCCACUACUUCGUGGACUCCAUCGCCGGCAUGGAUGAGUUGAUGGAGGUGUCCUUUUCGCCCCUGGCGGCCACCGGCAAGCCCCUGUCGCGCUGCGGCAAGUGCCACCGCUUCAUGAAGUACAUCCAGGCUAAGCCGAGCCGCCUGCACUGCUCGCACUGCGACGAGACCUACACCCUCCCCCAGAACGGCACCAUCAAGCUCUACAAGGAGCUGCGCUGCCCGCUCGAUGACUUCGAGCUGGUCCUGUGGUCGUCGGGCUCGCGGGGCAAGGCCUACCCGCUGUGCCCCUACUGCUACAACCACCCGCCCUUCCGAGACAUGAAGAAGGGCAUGGGCUGCAACGAGUGCACGCAUCCCAGCUGCCCACACUCGCUGAGCAUGCUGGGCAUCGGCCAGUGCGUGGAGUGCGAGCGUGGGGUGCUGGUGCUGGACGCCACCUCGGGCCCCAAGUGGAAGGUGGCGUGCAACAAGUGCAACGUGGUAGCCCACUGCUUCGAGAAUGCACACCGCGUUCGGGUCUCGGCUGACACCUGCCCCGCCUGCGAGGCCGCCCUGCUCCACGUGGACUUCAACAAGGCCAAGUGCCCCCUCCCGGGCGACGAGACCCAGCACACGGGCUGCGUCUUCUGCGACCCUGUCUUCCAGGAGCUGGUGGAGCUGAAGCACGCGGCCUCCUGCCACCCCAUGCACCGUGGUGGGCCGGGGCGGAGGCAGGGCCGGGGGCGGGCCCGGGGCCGGCGGCCUCCCGGGAAGCCCAACCCCAGGCGGCCCAAGGACAAGAUGUCCGCCCUGGCUGCCUACUUCGUGUGACAGCCCUGUCGCCCUCACACACGUGGCCUUUAGGCCACUGAAACCAUUAAAACACAUCGUGUCCAGAGCAAGAGGCUUGGGGCCUUUACGCCAAUGCCGCU
Molecule: messenger RNA, 5307 nt
Organism: Lepus europaeus (European hare)
Lineage: Eukaryota; Metazoa; Chordata; Mammalia; Lagomorpha; Leporidae
Gene: TOP3B
Product: DNA topoisomerase III beta
Exons: 17
Coding region: 2618-5206 (862 amino acids)
Biological process (GO): DNA topological change
Cellular component (GO): nucleus
Molecular function (GO): DNA topoisomerase type I (single strand cut, ATP-independent) activity; DNA binding
Source: RefSeq, a predicted model, not a curated record